UCACGUUAGUUGUUUUGAUCAGGUUCUCAUUAUAUGUCUGCGAAAAACCAAAUGAUGGUACAAAUAUUCUUGCUGUGCAAGAUCCAACCAUAUUGGUAUCUACCUUAAAUGGAACAUUAUUUGCUGUGAGCAUGAAAACUGGUGGCAUUAAAUGGAUGCUUCAGGAAGAACCUGUUUUAAGGCUGACUUCAAGUCGCAGUCAGAAGAAAAUUUUACCAGAUCCUCGCGAUGGCUCUUUGUACAUGUACGUUUCAGGACGUAAUACAGAAGAUUUGAAAAAGUUAAGAUAUACAAUUGCUGAACUAACUUUUCGUGCACCAAUUCGUUCAAGUGAUGGAUUAUUAUACACAGGAAAGAAAAUAGACACUUGGUUUGCUAUCAAUCCUGCUACAGGAGAAAAACUAGAAACAGUAUCUGUUGGUGGUGCUGAAAAAAUUUGCCCUGUCUUCCACGAGAAUGCUGUUUUUAUUGGGCGUACAGAUUUUGAACUAUCCACUUAUGACAUGAAGUAUGGUGUUCAAUCGUGGAAUGUCACUUAUUCAGAUUACUCAGCAAUUAGUUCCAUAGAACUAGACAGUGAAUAUGGAAUUGCACAUUUUACUUCUUGCUCUAGUGGACGAAUGUUGUCUGUAGAAAAAGAGAAAGGAAAUAUCAUGUGGUACAAUGAUUAUGGAUCACCAAUCGUUGGUCUGUAUUUACUAGAAAGGGAAGGAUUACGAAGUCUUCCAUUUCAUAGCAUGUCUUUAGAAACGUUAGAGCAUAUCACUCAUGCUCAAGCUUCAACUCAUUGGGAACAUGUUUUCUCAAAGUAUAGUGAAGGAUCACUUAUAAAUACAUUAUAUAUAGGGGAACAUAUGCAUGGUUUAUAUGCAAUAACAUCGCUAGUUGAUGAGAAGCAAUCUAUUAUUCCUAUUCAGAAGCAAAAACCUUUGCUCUUGGAAGGGCCCAAUAAUACUGCUGUUAAUCCAUUAAAGUUAGAAAAAAAUGCAUCUGAACAUUCUACGGAGCCAUUGCAAGCGCCACAUGUUGAAAACAAAGAUAUUGUGAUUGGACACUAUGCUAUUCCAGAAUAUGCUAACCCGGUAUUUUCUCCUUUGCUCCAAAUUGCUGCGACAGCCGACACAGACCAAGUGAUAAAACUUUCAAUUUACACCUGGUUUAAAUUCACACUCACCAUUUUAAGUGUCAGUAUUGCUGAACAGUGGAAUCUCCUUCUGAAAAUUAAUAAUCUUGCAAUAUAAGUCAUAGUUUAUGCUCCAACCUGGUUUGCUAUCAAAAAAUCUUACAUUGAUCUCAAUGACCGGAAAAAUGUGUCUGACCCACCUAUACUGAAUUCAAUCUCUGAAGAAGAUAUUCAACUGUUUGUUUUAGGCAAAAAAGAACUGUUUACUAUGCCUGCUAUUCCAUGCACACAGGCAAAAAGAUCACAAUCACCAGUGAUUACAAACUUUACAGAUUUUAAAGGAGGUACUUAUCAUAUUGGCAAAAUCUCUUUUGAUCCCCUUGAUAUUCUUGGUCAUGGGUGCUAUGGCACUUUUGUUUACAGAGGAAUGUUUGAAAACAGAAAUGUGGCUGUCAAAAGAAUUCUGCCAGAAUGUUUUAGUUUUGCAAAUCGAGAGGUAGAUAUGUUGAGAGAAUCAGAUGAGCAUCCGAAUGUUAUACGUUACUUCUGUAUGGAACAAGACAAGCAAUUCCACUAUAUUGCAUUAGAGCUAUGUGCUGCUACGUUGUGUGAUUAUGUUGAAGAUGAGAAUUUUGAUAAACAUAAUUUGAACCCAAUAAUGCUUUUACAGCAAGCUGCAUCUGGUUUAGCACAUUUGCAUUCCCUUAAAAUUGUUCAUCGGGACAUUAAGCCUCAAAAUGUCUUGAUUUCAAUGCCUAAUUCAUCCGGAGAGGUUAAAGCCUUGAUUUCUGAUUUUGGAAUGUGUAAGAAACUUGCAAAUGGCCGAGUAUCUUUUUCAAAACGAUCGGGCACUGCUGGCACCGAAGGAUGGAUUGCUCCUGAAAUGCUUUUAGGUGAAAAGAAAAGUACAUGUGCUGUUGAUACAUUUUCUCUUGGGUUGGUAUUUUAUUAUGUUUUGACUGAAGGAGAACAUCCAUUUGGAGAACCUGUUAUGCGACAAGGAAAUAUAAUAAAUAAGGAAUAUUCCUUAAAACAUUUAGAUGAAGAAAAAUUUCCCGAAGCUGUUUAUCUUAUUGGACAGAUGCUGAAGCAUGAGGCAUCAGAAAGACCAUCCAUUGCUGCUGUUUUAAGACACCCGUUUUUCUGGUCAAAAGAAAAGAUAUUAUUUUUCUUUCAGGAUAUUAGUGAUCGCAUUGAAAAAGAAUCUGUUGCUAGUGAAAUAGUAAAAGCUCUUGAAAAGGGUGGUUAUUAUAUUUUAUCAGGAGACUGGCAGGACCAUAUCACUGUUGAAUUACAGGAUGACCUAAGGAAAUUCAGAACUUACAAAGGUCAUUCUGUCAGAGAUUUAUUAAGAGCUAUGAGAAACAAAAAACAUCACUAUCGUGAACUUCCAGUUGAGUUACAAGAAUCCUUAGGACAAAUUCCAGAUCAAUUUGUAUAUUAUUUCAUUUCACGCUUUCCGAAGCUUUUACUUCAUUCUUAUCUAGCUAUGCAAAUAUGUAAACAUGAGCACUUAUUUUUGAAAUAUUAUGACACAAACACCACAUUGCCUUUGUUAGAGUUAAGACAAAAUUCACCCUACCCACCGUGGUACCUAAAAAGGUUUUCAAGAGCAAGUUUGUGUAAUGGUCAAAUAAAGAACAAUAAUAAGCAUGAUAUUGAGUGUGUAGCAGAAGAUAAUAGUGAUGUAGUACACAAAAAUGUUGAAACAUCUUUUGUUGAUGAUAAGAGUCUAGAAGCAGAGGUUUUAAUUUUAGACAAAUCAUCUGUGGAAGAAGUUAAAACUUGCAACGUAAAUGAACUAGCUGAAGAUCAAAUAGAGAUUGAAAGAAGCCUCAACAAUAUUCACACACCACACAAGUCGUUAAAGCAGAAGAAAAAAAUUAAGAAAAGGCACAAAGUUGUUAAUGAAUAA
Uloborus diversus is the source of this 3038-nucleotide messenger RNA. RefSeq names its product serine/threonine-protein kinase/endoribonuclease IRE1-like. Gene Ontology annotation, cellular component: IRE1-TRAF2-ASK1 complex. The transcript is spliced from 25 exons. Gene Ontology annotation, biological process: mRNA processing; IRE1-mediated unfolded protein response; intrinsic apoptotic signaling pathway in response to endoplasmic reticulum stress. Gene Ontology annotation, molecular function: protein serine/threonine kinase activity; ATP binding; RNA endonuclease activity. The record is from RefSeq and is a predicted model, not a curated record. NCBI's taxonomy places the organism in Eukaryota, Metazoa, Arthropoda, Arachnida, Araneae, Uloboridae.